UCACUGCCAUCAGCGUUCCAAUGGGCGAUGGAACGUGGUACGCUAUGAGGGCUUGGUGUAAGAUACGGGAGCCUCCGCCACCGUCGUAUGCAUCGCAUGGAUUUUCCGAGACAUUGGAGCAUGAGCAACAGCCAACGGCCCAUCUUGCGGUGGCAGAUAAUGCCGUUGCCUCUUCGCCGCUCCGUUCUUCAGCAACAUGGACAAACGGUGAAACUCAAAACCCUGCGUCAUCUGGGAUCCGCCACUGCUGUUCAGAGGGCGGCAAUCCAGACGAUUCCAUGGAAGACUCUGAGGGAGAGGAUUCUGAAGAGGAUUCCGAUGCAGAGAGCGUCCAGGGGGACAACGGCGGUCGGUCUUGUCCAUUUGACAAUGCCUGCGGGAGAUAUCUGUCAGACGAUUCUCUCGAAGCUAUCCAGAGGCACGCGGUACAAUAUCAUUGGCGGGAUCUACAACCUCACGAUGGGGAGUCGGUCAACCGUGGAACUUCCACCGAUUCGGGCUAUUCCAGUGACGCCACAAUGGUCUCGGACUGACGGGAUUGGUGGACCAAGGGCCUGGGUAUCGUUCUGUUUCAAAUCUGGCAUUCGCUUCCGACAAUCAUUCUGGUAUCCUCGUGGCCGAUUAGUUCACAAUAUAUAUUACCGCUUCCUGUUCGACCAAACCGGAGCCCCGGUUGAGGGUACGUAUUUCGCCUCUUGCGGGCUUAAUUGUCUGUCGCAGAUUGUCCCUGGGACAUGCGAAGGCAAUUUCUGAGAACGAAGUAAUGAACGGCACAAACAACCUCUCCGAUUCCUCUCUCGUCCAGGUCAGGACGCCACGGGCGGGCGCCCGGAGAUGUCCCGAGGCGCUGGAAUCAUUGAUACAAUCAUAGUGACUGGCAUGUCUGGCGUACCAUAUGGCUCUCAAAUCAUCAUAUACUUCGGUUCCAAGUCAUGCGUUUGGAAGAUGGAGACCUCGGGCCUGUAUGAGAGGGUAUAUGUCUCGAUCAGAGAUCAAUUCUUG
This is a messenger RNA of Rhodofomes roseus, 1002 nucleotides long. RefSeq lists its product as uncharacterized. The transcript is spliced from 2 exons. The record is from RefSeq and is a predicted model, not a curated record. Lineage: Eukaryota; Fungi; Basidiomycota; Agaricomycetes; Polyporales; Fomitopsidaceae. Bases 88 to 753 code for a protein of 221 amino acids.